AUUUCUCGCCGUUCUCCGUUGUUCGCCACUGCCAGGAGCGACCAACACGACUUGAGCUACGCACACGAGUCGCACUCGUCCCGCCGACCCUCCUUCCUCCGGACAGCUUCCCCGGUUCUCCUCUACCCUGGUUUUCCUGCAGAUGUGUACAGCACCAAGUCGCGUGCUUGAGAUACCGCAUCUCCUUGAACAGAUUCUAGGGCAGUUUGCGCCCCAAUGGACAGACGAGCCGGAGCUCAUUGUGAUGCGGAGGAGAGAUGGAAGAAAGGCCAGAGAUGAGCGCAGGACUCUGACGGAGCUAGCAUGCGUAUCCAAGGGGUUCAUGGGUCCCGCGCUCGACAUUCUAUGGCGAAACCUGGACGAUCUUGCUGCUUUGUUGCGUAUAUUGCCUUCCUUCCAACUAAGCGGUUCUUGGUAUACGAUCACCGAGGAUAUCACGCCCAAGCAGUGGUCGCGCUUCCAGGAGUACGCGAGGCGUGUUCGCGGCCUGAGGUGGAUUCACUUUAUCGCGUCCACAAUGAUGGACAUUGUUUGGGUCAUUCUCGAACGUCAUUCAGCCGACCAACCUCUAUUACCACGCCUCCACACCCUUGUAGUGCACGGAGUCGACGUGAGCAAGCCGGCCCCACUAUCGCUCUUGCUCUCACCCUCUAUCCGAACGCUCAGGAUGUCGUUCGCAGAUGGACCAAUCCGCCCCGGGGCGCGAACGAAUCCGUUUCUGAGGCAAUCAGCCACUGGCGUCCUCAUUCAGCUCGUUGUCGCGGCACUACCGGACCUGUCUAGCUUCUCCAUAGACUCUGGCAUGCCGAGCGAUGUUCCUUCGCGCUACCUGACUUCCCUCACGCAACUCCAUCGCCUUGAGAGACUCGAGCUAGUGUACUCCAACGCUGUCGUCGACCACCAAGUGUUACAGCACAUAUCUCACAUGACAUCUCUCAAGGCCCUCGAUUUGAAGAUUUCUUUCAAUGGGCUGAGUAACUCGGACCGCUUGCACCUCGGCGAAGCAUUUACCGGUUUGGAAGAACUCAAUGUCUCCGGAAGUGCCCACGACAUUCAACGGCUCUUCGAAUCUGACGCGGUUCGAUGUCCCAACCUUACAAGUCUCUGCCUAACGGGGUUAGAGACCGUCUCGACGGAGGCUCUGAAGGACGCCGUCGCGGCCGCGUGCAAGAAGCUCUCCCAAUCUCUGAACGAGGUUAACAUGUUUGUGUCCGGAGACACGUUCUCUACGACCCUCUCCCUGAUGGACGUCCUGCAACCAUACUUGUCCUUCCGCGAGAUGGAGAACAUGAGCAUCGAGCUCGACGGGUGUAUCCCCCGCAUGGACGAUGAAGCCGCCCUUGCAUGUGCAAGUGCCUGGCCAGACCUUCACUCCUUCAGUGCGCACUAUGGCCCGGCAUCGCGUCGUCCCGCUCAGUUCCCGAAGCAGCCAACAGUUGCCGCGCUUAUCGAGUUCGCGCGGCGAUGUCCUCGGCUAGACUUCCUUACUCUGUCCAUAUUGGAUGUCAGGACCCUUCCACCGCCGCGCUCGGUGGCUCCGAUCGGCCAGGAGUCACUCAGUCUCCUGCAGACCAGGAUGUACAUCGGGGGAAAGACCGCGAAUUUGCUUGACCUCGCAAUUAUCCUCGAUCUCCUAUUUCCCCGUCUCGGGACACGACAACCCAGCAUUAGCACCACGCAAACCGACGUGACCCGGAAUAUCUUGAAUGGUGACAUGCACGAGGCACCCGUGCGCAUGACCCAGCUAUUGCUGGCGGCGAUGUGUGCUCGCAGAGAGCUGUCCAGUGGAAGCAUCCCUAUGGCGACUGACAGCGAAAGCGAGGACACGGACCCGGAGAGUGCUCAGGUUAGCGAACAUGGCUCGGAUGACUCGGAUGAAGUGAUGGUAUGGGGUAGCUGAGGCAUUGGCUCGGUAUCGGGUUGCUAAAAUACACACAUUCGCCGAUACAAGAAGCUGAACUCUUGCGCCUGCUCAUUGUGAGUGGGUCUGCGAGGCGCCGGACUCACGUCACCGACUCGACCUUUACCGAAAAUGCCACGGCGCUCACUUGGAGGUAGUAUCAGGUAGCAUGCUGGGGUAUCAUGCCGGACUCACUCAUACGUGUCAAUGCGAUAUUCGCUCAUGUUCUGGGCGUAGCCGCCAGAGUUAUGUAGUACAUGACCCGGCGUGACAAUGUUUCGUUGGCUUGAGCCUCAGCGCGUCGGCUGGGUACGCUCCUGCGUAAAGCAACGAACGGACACAGAACGUGAAUCGCUCUCAAUGUGAUAGUAGUUUCAGAAUGU
Molecule: messenger RNA, 2283 nt
Organism: Rhodofomes roseus
Lineage: Eukaryota; Fungi; Basidiomycota; Agaricomycetes; Polyporales; Fomitopsidaceae
Exons: 3
Coding region: 143-1900 (585 amino acids)
Source: RefSeq, a predicted model, not a curated record